Messenger RNA from Pteronotus mesoamericanus, 1592 nucleotides. RefSeq names its product NHERF family PDZ scaffold protein 2 (gene NHERF2). The record is from RefSeq and is a predicted model, not a curated record. The coding region runs from base 108 to 1121 and encodes 337 amino acids. The transcript is spliced from 7 exons. NCBI's taxonomy places the organism in Eukaryota, Metazoa, Chordata, Mammalia, Chiroptera, Mormoopidae. Gene Ontology annotation, cellular component: apical plasma membrane. Gene Ontology annotation, molecular function: protein-membrane adaptor activity; signaling receptor binding. Gene Ontology annotation, biological process: protein localization to plasma membrane.
CGAGCCAGAGCCGCGGAAGCCGCCGCUGGGUCUCCAGCGUCACCCCGCGCCCCUGCUUGCUGGCGGCGGCUGUGAGUGCCGUGGCCGGCCAGUGGGUAGCCGGCGCCAUGGCCACUCCAGAGCCGCUGCGGCCGCGCCUAUGCUGCCUGGUGCGUGGCGAGCACGGCUACGGCUUCCACCUGCACGGCGAGAAGGGCCGUCGCGGGCAGUUCAUUCGCCGCGUGGAGCCAGGCUCCCCGGCCGAGGCGGCCGAGCUGCGCGCUGGAGACCGCCUGGUCGAGGUCAACGGCGUCAACGUGGAGGGCGAAACGCAUCACCAGGUGGUGCAGAGGAUCAAGGCUGUGGAAGGGCAGACCCGGCUGCUGGUGGUAGACAAGGAGACGGAUGAGGAGCUGCGCCGACGACAGCUGACCUGCACUGAGGAGAUGGCCCAGCAAGGUCUUCCGCCUGCCCACGACUUCUGGGAGCCAAAGCUGGUCUGGACACAUGCAGGCAGCCUUGGCUCCAAGGAUGGCCAGAAGGAUGUCAAUGGGCCUGCAAGGGAGCUUCGCCCCAGGCUCUGCCACCUGCUAAAAGGACCCCAGGGCUAUGGGUUCAACUUGCACAGUGACAAGUCCCGGCCAGGACAGUACAUUCGCUCGGUGGACCCGGGCUCGCCCGCCGCCCACUCUGGCCUCCGUGCUCAGGAUCGACUCAUCGAGGUGAAUGGGCAGAAUGUGGAGGGGCUGCGCCACGCAGAGGUGGUCGCCAGCAUCAAGGCACGGGAGGAUGAGGCCCGGCUACUGGUAGUGGACCCUGAAACAGACGAACACUUCAAGAGGCUGCGGGUCACACCCACCGAGGAGCAUGUGGAAGGUCCACUGCCGUCACCAGUCACCAAUGGGACCAGCCCUGCCCAGCUCAAUGGUGGCUCAGCGUGUUCAUCCCGAAGCGAUCUACCUGGCUUAGACAAGGAUAAUGAGGACGGCAGCACCUGGAAGCACGACCCUUUUCAGGAGAGUGGCCUUCACCUGAGCCCCACGGCAGCUGAGGCCAAAGAGAAGGCGAGAGCCACCCGGGUCAACAAACGGGCGCCACAGAUGGACUGGAAUCGGAAGCGAGAGAUCUUCAGCAACUUCUGAGCCCCUCCCUUCCCACUUGCUGGACCUGGGCCUCCUCCCUGCAUGGACUUUGGGUCUCGCCCCUUGGGUCCAGACCAGAGCUCCCCAAGCCUCAGUGGACUGGAAGAGGCGCGUCCUCACCCGCAGAAGCCAUGGUGGUACCACCACCACCCAAGAACCAACCCAUGUCUCAGUGAGUCCCUGUCUGAGCCCUCUGCCGUGGGGGCUGAGGGAAUGUGGCAGCAAGAUUGGGGAGAGGGAGCCCCCAGUAUAUGAGAGAGACAUUGAGAAAGGCAGGGCCAGCGGUGUGACCCUAGGGGCCAGGCCCUUGCUGCUCUGCCCGGGCCCGCUGACUUAGAGGAAUUUGUGGUUUUGCUUUUUUUCCAAAAAGAGCUCCAGCUCCACAUAUGUUUCCACUUAAUACCAGAGCCCCCACCCCCACCAGGACGUGCUCUCUAAAUAAUUGCAAUAAAACAAACCUUUCUCUACAAA